Molecule: messenger RNA, 363 nt
Organism: Lycium ferocissimum
Lineage: Eukaryota; Viridiplantae; Streptophyta; Magnoliopsida; Solanales; Solanaceae
Exons: 2
Coding region: 1-363 (120 amino acids)
Molecular function (GO): zinc ion binding
Source: RefSeq, a predicted model, not a curated record
AUGGAUGUUGCAAUUGGUAUAGAGUACUUGCAUGGGAAGAAUAUAGUACACUUUGAUUUAAGAUUUUUUGAUUUAAGAGUUAUAAUCUGUUUGGUUAAUUUCUGGGAUCAGCAACGUCCAAUUUGCAAGAUACGCAAUCACAAGGAAAUGUUAAACAAGAAGAGCUCUAAAUUUGUUUUUAGAAGAAAGAAGCUUGUGGGGAUCUUUGGUCAAGGGUCACUUGAUUGUGCAAUUUCCUUAUCAGAUGAGCAUGGAGAAAAGGGGGAAAAGCUGGAAACUUGCAAGCAUCUAUUUCAUGAAAACUGUUUGGAGAAAUGGCUUAUGCAGAAGGAUAUAAAAGCAACUUGUCCACUUUCUAAUUGA